Molecule: messenger RNA, 225 nt
Organism: Coniophora puteana RWD-64-598 SS2
Lineage: Eukaryota; Fungi; Basidiomycota; Agaricomycetes; Boletales; Coniophoraceae
Exons: 1
Source: RefSeq, a predicted model, not a curated record
AAACCCCACGUCGAUUACCUGCGUGUCUUCGGUUGCUUGGGCUACGUGUAUCUUAAUCCAGAGGAGCACGCCAACAAGCUCACUCUGAGAUCCCACGCGUGUAUACACGUUGGAGUAUCGGAUUCCGGAAAUGGAUACAAAUUCCUGACCGGCGACUGGAAACUUAAGAUCACCACAAACAUGGUGUUUGACGAGAUGAUGUUUCCAAAGCGACACAUGUUCUAG